AUGGUGGCGGAGAACCGGCGCAAGUUCGGUCACCAAGAGUUUCGUGCUGGGCAGCAAAAAAUUAUCAAGAAUGCAAUUCAAGGCUGUGACAUUUUCGUUUUGAUGCCAACCGGGGGCGGCAAGUCGCUGUGCUACCAAUUGCCCGCUUGGUGCUGCCCGGGUUUGGCGGUUGUGAUCUCACCUCUUCUGUCUUUAAUUCAGGACCAAGUGCAGGCCCUGACGCAACUUGGUAUCGAGGCUGUCUUUCUUGCUUCAACGCAAGACUACCAAACCGAACAAAUGGACAUUACACGUCGACUUAACGAGACCACAGCGCACGGAGGAGUCAAACUAUUGUAUAUUACCCCUGAAAAGCUCAACAACUCAACCAUGAUUCAAAAUAUAAUCCGGAGACUCUGCAAUAAAAAUUUGAUCAGUCGAUUUGUUGUGGACGAAGCUCACUGUUUAAGCGAUUGGGGACAUGACUUUCGACCGGACUACAUGCGCCUAGACUCAGUUCGGAGGGAAUAUCCCAAUGUACCGCUUAUGGCUUUGACUGCCACAGCAAACGAAAAGGUUGUAAACGACGCAAUUCGCGCGCUCGGAAUGAAAAAUGAAUAUCGUUACCAAUCCUCGUUUAACCGUUCCAAUCUUCACUACGAAGUUCGUAAAAAGGAUGGACAGACGCUUGAAGUAAUUGCAGACUACAUUGCAAGCCGUCCUAAGGAAUCUGGCGUUGUGUAUUGCUUAAGCCGCAAGGACUGCGAAAAAACAUCGCAAAAGCUGCAAGAAAUAGCUCGGCAACGACCAGGCUGUAACCGUAUUCGAAUAUCCUUCUACCACGCUGACCUUGAUCCGCAUGAGAGAGAACAGCGCCAUCGAGAAUGGAGCAACGGAGGUGUCAGCGUCUUGUGCGCAACUGUUGCUUUCGGAAUGGGGAUUGACAAGCCCGAUGUGCGCUAUGUGAUCCACUAUUCUAUGCCCAAGUCCAUUACUCACUACUACCAAGAAAGCGGCCGCGCAGGACGUGACGGGGACGAUGCCGAUUGUAUUUUAUACUAUCAUUACAAAGACAAGAAAAUUCUCGAGAAUUUAAUUACAAAAAGCUCAAAAAAUCCUCACAGUCAGACAACUCGACGUCAAAUUGAUCAGUUGUACGGCUGUGUUCAGUAUUGUGAAGAUUUGUUUCGUUGUCGUCGAACCAUGCAACUUGAAUUCUUCGGGGAGCACUUUGAACGAGGAAAGUGUAACAAAACUUGUGACAAUUGUAAAGCUGGUCGAACACCGGACCGUCGCGACCUUACGGAAGACGCCAAGACUAUCAUAAAUCUUCACACAGAUGUCUCGAAGCAGAAGAGAAAUGGUACGACGCUGCAUCAGAUCACAGAACUCUUCCGCGGUUCCAAAAGCCAGGCGGCUGUCAAGUUCAUCGAUGUUAAAAAGCUACCGGGUUAUGGUGCCGGUAGAAACUACAAGAAGUUUGAAAUCGAUAAAAUUGUCCAUGCUCUCAUCUUUGAACGGACUCUUGUUGAA
Molecule: messenger RNA, 1512 nt
Organism: Phaeodactylum tricornutum CCAP 1055/1
Lineage: Eukaryota; Bacillariophyta; Bacillariophyceae; Surirellales; Neidiaceae
Exons: 2
Biological process (GO): double-strand break repair via homologous recombination; DNA replication
Cellular component (GO): chromosome; nucleus; cytoplasm
Molecular function (GO): nucleic acid binding; ATP binding; 3'-5' DNA helicase activity
Source: RefSeq, a predicted model, not a curated record